GAGGCGGGCUGCUCGAGGCACGAAAAAUGUCCUCGCCCGGCAAUUAAAGAAAAUCUCGUCCCGUACCUGCGCCGGAUUUUCGAAUAGCCGCUCUCCCUUCCCUCAUCCCCUGCGACGCUAUACCUGGCUCCCUUUUAAUACCGGCCCUUCGAGCGCUGAUCCUCAGUCUCGCUUCGAAAUCCACUGCGAAAGUAACGCGUUUUCUGUGCGAAGUACAUCUCCAAGUUUCUCAAAAUGUCAGCGACGCUGUUGUUGACGUUGUUCCUAUUCUCGAGUUCCUCGGCUCUCAACCUCGGCUCGAUCCUGGGUAUACCCGAGCUGAGAUCCGCCGCGACGGAGGCUCCGGCCCUUCCGGAAAUCGUGGAGGUCGUCCGCUGGAGGCAGCCGGUCUGCGUGAUGCCGGAGAGCAAGCAGGUGCCGUCGUGCGCCUUCUUCAUAAGCAAGCACCAGAGCGAGUACGAGCGGACGAGCGACAAUGCUCUGGAUACCAAGCUCGACGCCCUGCCGAAGAAGACGCUCAACGCCGGGGAGGUGCGCAGCAAGAUCAGCAUCGACGAGAUCGAGCCCUCCAGCGUUCUCCAGUCGAGCGAGGAGAUCCUCGAGAGAGUCGACGCGCAGUCGACGCCAGCUCUCGAGGACGCCGUCAACGGGAGGCGCAGCCAGCGGAGCUUCUUCGAAGGCGGCAGAGCCAAUAACCAGCUCGACACCACCAAGCCUCCUCCGAUCUUCGUGACCAAGGUGCUCAACUCCCCGACGACGGCGACGCUGGUGGCGCGGAACUGCUGGCCCGACAUCGGCGUGCCCCUGUGCGAGGACAAAGUCGCGAAGAUGCUGAACGCCUUGCCGAAAGAGCUCUCGACAGACGACUCGUCGACGAUGCUUUCCUUCAAGCUGCCGCUGCCUUCUCUCAACCAGACGCAGCCUACUGUCAAAAUGCCCAAGUUUCCUUUCACCUUGAUGAAGACGCUGCACGAUCUGUUUUUCCAUGGUUCGGUCAACGCCACCGGAGACGCCGCGCACUUCGGAAGCAACCUCACGUCGACGGCGGAACCAUCCGCUUUUGGCUCUGUCCACAAGCUACUUCACGGACCUAGGAUCAACGAGUUUGUGACCGACCUCAGUGCUAUCGAGAAGAAAGUCGGCGUGGAAAUGAUGACUCCGUUCGACAUCAUCAACGCCAUGAUGGAGGACGCCAGGAAGGCCAAGGAGGAGAAGGAGUUGGCUAAAUCGGCCGCUAUUCAUGAUAUGAUCGAGAAGAAGCACGAGGUUCUGCAGAGCAUCGUCGAGAAGAAGGAGGCAGCGGUGCAGAGCCUCGUCGACAAGAGCCAGCAAGUGCUCGAUACGAUCUCGAACGCGGCCGCCGGGAAGAAGGCCUUCGUCCAGGGAGUCCUCGACAAGAAGCACGAAGCCGUCCAGGGCGUCUUCGACAAGAAGCACGAGGUCGUCCAGGGCGUUCUCGACAAGAAGCAGGCCGCGCUGCAGGCCAUCGCCGACAAGAAAAAUCAGCUGGUUGAUGUUCACAUAUAUCAACAAAGCGUUAUCGAGAGCAUCGCCGACAAGAAGAAUCAGCUGGUCGAUAUGAAACAGAGCGUUAUCGAAAGCAUCGACGACAAGAAGAAACAGCUGGUCGAUGUGAAGCAGAGCGUCAUCGACGGCAUCGCCGACAAGAAGGAUCAGCUGGUCGAUGUAAAGCAGGACGUCAUCGCGAGCAUCGCCGAGAGCCUCAGCCAGAAGAAGGACUCGGUGGUGCAGGCGAUCGCCGACAAGCAGGCCGCCAUCAAGGGCAUAGUCGAGAAGACCCAGAGCGUCAUGCAGGAGCUCAUCGACAAGAAGGUCGCCCUGGAGAUGGACAUCGCGAGCCGGGGACAGAGUCUGGUGCAGAACAUCGCCGACAAGAAGGUCCAGCUCAUCCAGGGCAUCGCCGAGAAGAAGCAGAGCAUGAUCCAGCACCUGGCCGACAAGAAGACCGACGCGAUCAAGGCCUUCUCGGACAAAACCCAGGAGAUCAUCGGCACGGUGAGCGUGAUGAAGCCGAUGCUGAUCAGCUCGAUCCAGCAGAACCUCGGAAUCGCUCCUAAAGAGACGCCGUUCGACGAUUCUGAUUUCGAGACGACGGCGGCGACGAUCACCACCACUGCGGCCAAGGACGACGAGAUCAUCUUCCAGGAGGAGUCGACCGACGUGGAGGAGGUCCCGCUGGUCGACGAGAGAUCGGCGGCCAACGUCUCCAUCGUCGCCGAGAGCGAGUCCGCCACCACCACCACCGAGAAGUUCUACGAGGUCAUCAACAACGGACUAGAGGGCGCUUCCGGAAGAUCAGCGGCCGAGAUUCGGGACAUUAAGAAGAAGUACAUCGCGUCGAAGUUGAACCAUCUGAAAAAUUUGAUCAAGGUAUCCGCAAAACCCGGGAUCCAAGUCUUCCUGGACGAUAACAUCGCGGAGAACAACAUCGCCCCUAAACCGAACCAAUUCUUGACCCACCUCUUCUCCGGCGUUCUUUUCAAUCAUCGUAAACCCGCGAGUAACGACAGCAUCGCCAGCAUCAGCAGUAUUACUCAAACAGCGCCAAUAGUCACUGAAUCCGCUGACCCAGUUACCUCGAAGCAAGAGGCGCCGGAAGUGACGUCAGCUCUGCCGGACAAAAUUACGAGUGCGCAGCACGACUCCCUCGAGGAGGACGAGUUCGUCGGCGAGUUGCCUCUGAAUUCCAGCUCAGCGCGGCCGCCGAUGCAGAGCCUCUCCCUGCCAGCCUUCGUCGAGGAGAACGAAAAAGAGCCCGAUGCCGAUCAGCUGGAGGUGGUGGACGACUACUUUGUCUCCGGCUCGACGAUGUCGAAGGAACCGCCGGCCGAGGUGUCUUUCUCUCCGAGCAGCACCACCGAAGACGACGACGACGAGCCCAUAAUUAUCGAUUACAAACCUACGACUACUGCGAGCCCGAAAACAAAGCCCAUUGUCCCGAAUGCCGAUUCGAACGAGCGUCCGGCCGUUCUGACGGGUUUCGCGAAGCCCGAUGGAAACGGGGAUGGUUUUGUCAUUGUCGGAGAUCUGCAGUUUGUCGAUAACAAGCCGAAUUGCACGCAAGGAGUGCCCGAAGAUGCCGAACAAGAGACUCUGCAGGAGACGUAGAUCUGUUUUACUAGUGAUUUUACCGCGAUGGUUUAAUUUUUAUACUAUUUUUCUCAGCUUUAAUAGU
Nasonia vitripennis (jewel wasp) is the source of this 3196-nucleotide messenger RNA. RefSeq lists its product as uncharacterized. NCBI's taxonomy places the organism in Eukaryota, Metazoa, Arthropoda, Insecta, Hymenoptera, Pteromalidae. The coding region runs from base 235 to 3129 and encodes 964 amino acids. The record is from RefSeq and is a predicted model, not a curated record. The transcript is spliced from 2 exons.